AUGGUAUCCGAGGAAUUAUCUGUGGGGGGCUUCUUAGGUGGCCUUGGAUUGGGGGAUUAUUUGCAAAUAUUCUUAUCUGAGGGGUUCGACACUAUCCGAGCCAUCCAAGAGAUUACAGAGGAAGACCUCGAGCAAAUGCAAGUCAAGCGCGGACAUCGUCGAAUUCUUCAGAGGGCCCUAGGCAAACCAUCAUCAGCCAAUGGACUGGUUGGUCCACAUUCAACAAUACCACACCGCCUGGAACCUGGCAGUUCAUUCAUAGCGUCGAUUUCCUCUCCUUCUUUCUCGGCGGAGGGGCAUCUUCAUGGGUCACACAGAGAGCGGAGCCGUUCCUGGGAUCAUGAGUCUUCACAAUCAGGAUCUUCCCUUUUCGCGGGUGUAGACUCGAACCUCAGCCCAUCACAAGCUGCCUUCGGCACAAACGUUCAGAGUCGAUCUACGUCACUCCUAGAGUCCCCGAUAAAAUUCUUCCUGCCAACAAAACCCAAGAGGCGGUACCGUCGUCAUCCGAAGGCCGACCUAAAUGCACCUAAAAGACCACUCUCCGCUUACGUCAUGUUCAGCAAUACCGUUCGUGAACAGUUAAAGGGCCAACAAAUUUCCUUUACAGACAUAGCCAGAACCGUUGGUGAUCGCUGGAAGACUUUGGAUCCAAGUACUAAGGAGGCAUUUGAACGGGAAGCAUCAGAGCAAAAAGAUCGCUGGACCAAGUCAAUGCUCGCUUACAAGAGAACCCGAGAGUACGAGCAACAUCGCAGGUAUUUGCAGCAAUUUAAGGAAGCCCAGCAGGCCCGGAAUGCAGUAAAUAAAGCUCAACCCAAGCGCUUCAGUGAUGUGGACCGCAGCAGCACACAAAGUUUUGCAGUGGAAUCGGAGGUUAAUAAUGAUUCCUGUGAGGUAUCCGAUUUCGAGGAUGGAGAGCGAGAUGUUGCGCUUUCUCAUCCAAUCAUCCUCAGUCCGGUUCCCCCAUCUGAAGGGGUGACGACGAAUAGUUCUCUGACCGAUGCUUCUCCGCACCCGUCCCCAACAAGUGUAUCUGCGUACCAUCUCCCACCACCCAUUACAAACAAAACUCGGAUACGGCCCACUAUCCCAAAUCUCUGCACCUUGGACAAGCACUUGACUGAAUCCCAAACUCUUUUUUUUAAAUCCAACUACUCCAUCCGCAACAGUUCGGAACCUCGGGAAAAUGCGCAACUGUUUUGA
This is a messenger RNA of Puccinia triticina, 1206 nucleotides long. RefSeq lists its product as uncharacterized. The record is from RefSeq and is a predicted model, not a curated record. Gene Ontology annotation, cellular component: nucleus. The transcript has 10 exons. Gene Ontology annotation, molecular function: protein binding. Lineage: Eukaryota; Fungi; Basidiomycota; Pucciniomycetes; Pucciniales; Pucciniaceae. Bases 1 to 1206 code for a protein of 401 amino acids. Gene Ontology annotation, biological process: regulation of gene expression.